AUGACGAAGCGCAAGGCCGAGUCGAGCCUGCGCCGCUUCUCGACCUUUGUCGAGGUCGCGACCAUCUACCACGCGCUGCACCGGACGACGUCGAGCUUCACGAACCUGCCCAAGACGUACGUGGUGCCGGACGCCGAGCCGUGGCCGGCGCAUCUCCGCCGGCUUCGCCUCAACACGUGCCAAGUGCGGUCCCACUACAAGACCAACACGCUGCAUCCCGAGACGCUCGCGGCCUUGCGCGCCAUCAACUUUGUAUUUGACUUGGGCCAGCUCAAGUGGGAGCUCAAAGUGCUCGCGCUACGCACGUACAAGGCGCUCCACGGCGACCUCUGCGUGCCGCAGGACUUUCGCGUGCCCAACAACGACGCCAACUGGCCGCGCGACCUCUGGGACAUGCGCCUCGGCCUCGUCGUGCGCACGAUCCGCCAGCGCAUCGCGCCGAACUCGGACCGCCACGCGCAGCUCUCGCAGCUCGGCUUUGUCUGGAACGCGUUCGACAUGACGUGGGAGCUCAAGCUCACGGCGAUGGCUGCGUACCAGCAAAAGCACGGCAACCUCCUCGUCACGUACGCGUUCAAGGUGCCCCGCGACGACCCGAGCUGGCCGCCCGAGACGUGGGGCUUAACGCUCGGCCACGCCGUGCACAACAUCCGCCAGGGCUUUGACUCGAUCUCGCCCGAGCGCAAGGCACAGCUCAACCGUCUCGGCUUCGUUUGGGACUGCCUCGACUUGAGCUGGGAGACGCGGCUCACGGCCCUCUACACGUACCGGUCGCUCUACGGCCACUUGCGCGUCCCGUUUGGGUUUGUUGUUCCCAACCAUGACGUGGCGUGGCCACGCGAGGUCUGGAAAAUGAAGCUCGGGCAUGCGGUGCACAACAUGCGCCAGAAGCUCGAGGACAUGCCCGAGGAGCGCCGGCGCGUUCUGGACGACAUGGGCUUUGUCUGGAACGUGUCGGCGCAGAGCUGGGACAUGCAGCUCUUGGCGCUGCGCAUUUACCUCGACACGUACGGCCAUACCAACUUGACGCGCGACUUUCGCAUUCCGAUCCACGACGACCGCUGGCCACCGGCGCUCUGGAACAUGCAGCUCGGCGAGUUUGUCGAGUCGCUGCAUACGAACGAGAUGACGCUGACGCCCGAGCAGCGCGGCCAGCUCACCGACAUUGGCUUUGUGUGGCGCCAGGCGCUGCCGCGCCACCGGAUCCAUAUUUGCGACGGCUUUUCCGUGCCCCGGACGACGACGAUGCCGGUGCAGCCAGAAACAACGACGACGGCAAGAACACGCCUCGCGUAG
Saprolegnia parasitica CBS 223.65 is the source of this 1296-nucleotide messenger RNA. RefSeq lists its product as hypothetical. NCBI's taxonomy places the organism in Eukaryota, Oomycota, Saprolegniomycetes, Saprolegniales, Saprolegniaceae. Bases 1 to 1296 code for a protein of 431 amino acids. The transcript has a single exon. The record is from RefSeq and is a predicted model, not a curated record.